AGUAAUGUCAUUUGAGUCAAGCAGCUUGUGCAAUUCUUUGUAUCAAGUUCGAAGCCCCAGCAAAAACAAAACAGGAAUAGCUGUCCCGCUCUCUCGGCCGAUUGAAGAUGAGAGCCCAUUACGUCCUUGCCUGCCUGGCUGUUUUGGUGGCUACCACCGGAGCCGCCAACAUACGACCCACGGUGAAGGUCGUCAACAAUUCGCUGUAUCGCCGCUACGUGUGCCUGAACAAGUCGAAUGGAUUCCGCGCUCUGGUGCCCGGUAGCUGCUCUAGAUUCUACGAGUGCCAGAACGGUGUCGCCUCCGAGACCAGUUGCCCCGGAUUCUAUGACCCGAAGGUUCAGGGUUGUGUCAACUAUAACACAGGAUGCGUUGAAGUGAUGCAAGUGGCAGGACCCGUUGUUGGCAACAAUGUGGAGCCGUGUGGUGAGACAGUGCCGACAACCACUCCCUGCGCUGAAGUCACGACUCCCCCAUGUGAGCCAGAGACAACUCCGCCCUGUAACUCGGAGACGACACCAACAACAACCACUUGCACUACGACAACAUGUACGACCAACAACAACCACUUGCGCAACACGACCCCAACAACCUGCACAACAACCACCUGUGCACCGAUCACCACCCCAACAACCUGCACAACAACCACCUGCAGUGGACAAAUAACAACAACGGCUUGUGCUCCUGGUAGCUCUAGCGGUAAAGUAAGACCUUCAUCUGUUUAUGUAAGGCCCGCAGCGAGACCUUUGCACAGCGCUUUGCCUGCGGUCAUGGAUCAGCAUCUGAUGCCAUUGGGUGGGCCGUCGAAUGAGCUAAGCAUGAACCUCUACACCACCUAUGUGUGCCGUAACAAGCCCGACGGCUUUAUGCUUGCCUCCCUGACGAGCUGCAACAACUAUUAUAUCUGUCGCUACGGCAAGCCCCUGCAGGUGAGCUGCGGCGCCAAGUACUUCAAUGCGCUGAAGGGCAUCUGCGAUCUGCCAGAGAAUACGCGUUGCAUACAGCCGCGUGCCUAGGAGAAUUGCCCACCCAUUGACGC
Molecule: messenger RNA, 1039 nt
Organism: Drosophila arizonae
Lineage: Eukaryota; Metazoa; Arthropoda; Insecta; Diptera; Drosophilidae
Gene: Muc26B
Product: Mucin 26B
Cellular component (GO): extracellular region
Molecular function (GO): chitin binding
Source: RefSeq, a predicted model, not a curated record